Molecule: messenger RNA, 5741 nt
Organism: Gallus gallus (chicken)
Lineage: Eukaryota; Metazoa; Chordata; Aves; Galliformes; Phasianidae
Gene: KDM4B
Product: lysine demethylase 4B
Exons: 24
Coding region: 102-3629 (1175 amino acids)
Biological process (GO): chromatin remodeling
Cellular component (GO): nucleus
Molecular function (GO): histone H3K9 demethylase activity
Source: RefSeq, a predicted model, not a curated record
GCCCAUCGCCGGGCCGCUCAAGCGCUGCGCUGACGGCAGCUGGGGGCCGCCGCCUCCGAGGGGACCGCCCGCGGCUCAGGUGCUGCCACCCUCCUGGAAAUAUGGGGUCUGAAAACCCAAGUCCGCAGAACCCUGGCUGUAAGAUUAUGACCUUUCGUCCCACUCUCGAGGAGUUUCGGGAGUUCGGGAAAUACGUUGCUUACAUUGAAUCACAAGGAGCUCACCGAGCAGGGCUUGCCAAGGUGAUUCCUCCCAAGGAGUGGAAGCCCCGAAAAACCUAUGAUGACAUAGAUGAUAUGAUUAUCCCAGCUCCCAUUCAGCAGGUGGUUACUGGCCAGUCAGGAUUAUUCACUCAGUACAAUAUACAGAAGAAACCCAUGACUGUGGGAGAGUACCGGCGUCUGGCUAAUAGCGAGAAGUAUGUCAGUGUUAAGUGCGCUUACAUUGUGCAUGGAAGAGUAGUGCAGUAUUGUACGCCACGCCAUCAAGAUUUUGAAGACUUGGAGCGCAAGUACUGGAAGAAUCUCACUUUUGUCUCGCCUAUUUAUGGGGCUGAUAUCAGUGGCUCUCUAUAUGACACAGAUGUGGAAGAAUGGAAUAUUGGUAAUCUGAACACCCUGUUAGACAUGGUGGAACAUGAGUGUGGUAUUAUUAUAGAAGGUGUAAACACUCCCUACCUCUACUUUGGGAUGUGGAAGACAACGUUUGCUUGGCAUACAGAGGACAUGGAUCUCUACAGUAUCAACUACUUGCAUUUUGGGGAGCCCAAAUCCUGGUAUGCCAUACCUCCAGAACAUGGCAAGAGAUUGGAACGCUUGGCGAAAGGAUUUUUUCCUGGAAGCUCUCAGGGAUGUGAUGCUUUCCUCCGUCACAAGAUGACCCUCAUUUCACCCUCAAUCUUGAAGAAGUACGGUAUUCCUUUUGACCGGAUCACCCAGGAAGCUGGAGAGUUUAUGAUUACAUUUCCUUAUGGUUACCAUGCUGGCUUCAAUCAUGGCUUCAACUGUGCUGAGUCAACCAACUUUGCCACGUUGCGUUGGAUUGAUUAUGGAAAAAUGGCAACCCAAUGUACGUGCCGCAAAGACAUGGUGAAGAUUUCCAUGGAUGUCUUUGUGAGGGUUCUGCAGCCAGAACGUUACGAUUUAUGGAAACAAGGAAAAGACAUUGCUGUCCUGGACCAUAUGAAACCCACAGCUCUGACUAGCCCAGAACUAGAUGCCUGGAAUGAGACGAAGGCAGACUUGAAGGCCAAAUUGCUUCGCAGGAUAGGAGAUGAGGAAGAGGACAACAAACACCGGUCUCACAGAAAAAGAAGUCAACCCAGAAGACAUAAAACAGAGGAUCAGAAGUCUCUGGGGGAUGUCAUGGCUAUUGAAACUGCCUUGGAAGAUGUGAAAGUGAAAGAGGAACUGAAAAGAGGGCCAGACCUAGAGGAAGAGGAGAGAAGCAAAGUGAUUGAGGGAGAAGGUGACAGCAAAGUAAAGGCUCGUCCUCCAAAAGUAAAAGGUGAAAGGAAGAAGAAGCAUCUUUUCCAUCAGCACCAGCACCACCUGCAAACAUCUCAGCCUCUGCAGCAGCAGCAGCAACAGCCACCACUGCCACUGGCAGCGCAGCAGCAGCAGGCAGAGGAAGAGGCAGCGGCAGCAGCACGGUCGCCAGUACCCACAGCAGCACCUGCAGCAUCCACAGCAGACAAGAGCUUGCUGACCACUUCCCUCAACGUUGUCCAGCCCUCGGAGGCACCAGUUGAGGAAGAUGACUUUAAGCCUCGGCCUAUCAUUCCCAUGCUUUAUGUGGUUCCACGGACCAAAAAAGUGGUGUUUGACAAAGAGCACAUGUCCUGCCAGCAGGCAUUUGAGCAGUUUGCGACUCAGAAGAGUCCUGGUUGGCGGGAGCAGACAGUCCCUUUGGAAAUCCCUGUGAAAGAAGAGGAGAGUGCAGAAUCAGAAAAUACAGAGAUUGCUACAGAGACUGCUGCUUUUUCAAAAAUGAAGAUGGAGAUAAAGAAAAGUCGUCGUCACCCAUUAGGCAAACCACCAACCCGCUCCCCAUUGUCAGUGGUUAAACAGGAGACCUCGAGUGAUGAGGAAACGUUUCCAUUUUCUGGGGAGGAAGAUAUGAGUGACCCAGAGGCUUUGAAAUCUUUACUUUCCCUCCAGUGGAAGAAUAGAGCACCUAAUUUCCCAGCUGAAAGGAAAUUCAAUGCAGCUGCUGCCCUGAGUGAGCCAUACUGUGCUGUCUGUACCCUCUUUUACCCAUAUACCCAGUCCUUACAGAUGGAUAAAGAAGCUGUCCCAGCCUCUGUAGGGGAGACCACCUCUUUUGUUCACCUUUCUAAGUGCGGACAGAAGACAAAGCCUCUGAUCCCAGAGAUGUGCUUUACCUCAAGUGGAGAAAACACAGAGCCCCUUCCUUCAAAUUCAUAUAUUGGAGAAGAUGGAACCAGUUCCUUGAUAUCCUGUGCCAAAUGCUGCCUGCAGGUUCAUGCUAGCUGUUAUGGAAUACGUCCAGAUUUGGUGAAUGAAAGCUGGUCUUGCUCACGAUGCUCAGCCAAUGCAUGGGCAGCGGAAUGCUGCCUGUGUAAUCUCAGGGGAGGAGCUCUUCAGAUGACCACUGAUGGGCGAAAACAUUUAGUAUCAUUCAGGAUCAGAUGCCUAAGAAGACUGAGCCCAGUUGUUCCAGAGACCUUUACCUUGGCAACAAUGAUUAACAAAUUAGUUGGUAAUGUUGCCAAGUCUGCCAACCACCACCAUAAACAUGCCUUGAUACUGUGGGUCCAUAUAAUUUGUGCUAUCGCUGUCCCUGAGGCCCGUUUUCUCAAUGUAAUAGAGCGUCAUCCUGUGGAUAUCACUGCUAUUCCAGAGCAAAGGUGGAAACUGAAAUGUGUGUACUGUCGAAAGCGGAUGAAGAAAGUGUCUGGUGCCUGCAUCCAGUGCUCCUACGAGCACUGCUCCACUUCCUUCCACGUGACCUGCGCACACGCUGCUGGUGUGCCCAUGGAGCCCGAUGACUGGCCCUACGUUGUGUCCAUUACCUGCUUCAAACACAAAGCAGCCAACCAGAAUAUUCAGUUUCGAAGGGAGGUGACCCUUGGACAGACUGUGAUCACAAAGAACCGGAAUGGACUCUACUACAGAUGUAAAGUCAUUGGCAUGACAACACAGACUUUCUAUGAAGUAAACUUUGAUGAUGGUUCAUACAGUGACAACGUUUACCCAGAAAGCAUUAUUAGCAGAGACUGCAUCCAGCUGGGACCCCCUCCAGAGGGUGAGAUGGUUCAACUGCAGUGGACAGAUGGAAUCAUCUAUAAGGCCAAGUUUAUUGCAGCUCAGAUCAGUCAGAUUUAUCAGGUUGAGUUUGAAGAUGGCUCGCAACUAAUGGUAAAGCGUGGUGAUAUUUAUACCUUGGAGGAGGAGCUUCCGAAGAGAGUGAAGUCUCGCUUGUCCCUCAGCACUGGGGCCCCUCAGGAAGAUGUAUUUUCGGGAGAUGAAAUGAGAGCAGCCAAGCGUCCCCGGCUGGGGAAUGCAAGGAAUCCUGAAGAGUAUGGACAAAACCCAGAUUACUUGGCCUUUAUGGAGAGCCUGUUGCAGACACAGUACCAACCUGGAACUCAGAGCAACAUGUUUUAACCAGGAUUAAUUAAAUAUGAAGUUAACCCUUUUCAAGCCUGUAGAAAAAUAACCAGGAAACUCUGGAAUGUAAGACCAGCAUUGUGCAAUACCCUGCUGUGAACUCCUUUCAUCAUCUUCUGGUUUGGACUGCUAGAAAAUCACGUCUGGCUGCACGCUACCUCUACUUUGCCAGACCAAUAGAACUGGGAGCCUGAGAAACCUGCAGACAGAAAUUCACCUGGAGACUUUCCAGCGUUUGUACUGAUGGAGCUUUGUGAUUAGCUCCUUUUUAUAAGGCCUGGAAAGGGUUAAGAUUUGACUAAGUGACUUUUUAAAAUACGUCAAACUCUUUUGUCUUUAAAGGUGCUAUGACAUUGACUACUGAAGCAGCCUUUGGAAUUGUGUUUUCUGUACAUAGAAGUCACCUUUGUGAAGUUUUCUAUAAAUAAGCACUAUUAAAAAAAAAAAAAAGCAAACGAAAAUUGGAAAACAAAGGUUUCCACAAAGCAUUUUUCUAGAUUAUGGCUUUAAAACAGAAAAUAAAAUCCUCCCCUCUCACCCCUCAAUGAAAUGUGACUAAUAUUACACUGGGGAGAGAGAAAGCAAGAACAGAUGUCCUGGAAAGUUCUGGGUUCCUUUUUGUAAAGAAACACUAUCUCCUUUGUAACCUUGGGAAGAUGGGGAAAGAAAUAUUUCAUAGCUGGGAUGUUUCUUACUGUUAAUUCUCUUAAAGAAGUGAUAGAUGUGUGCAUUUCUGCCAUGUCACCAGGAAGGGAUGUAGUAAAGCAAUGGCCAGGUGUGGUCAUUCUUGUCAUCUUCCUUUCCCACCUUUGCCAUCUAAGUUGCUUUCUAGUUUAAAAACAAAACAAAAACAAACAAACAAAAAAACACACAAAAAUCCCAAAACAAAAAACAAAACAAAACAAAAAAAAAACAAAGAGCAUGGCUUUCAGUUAUAAUAUGCCACUCAGUUUUGGCAAGUGUUCUGUUGCUGCUUCUUGUGUUAGUUCCUUUAAAAGCCAUCCCCUUCCCCACUGCAGACUAGAGCAUAAAGGGAUUGUUCUAGCUCUCUGGUAGGCAUGUCUCCCAUAGGAGCCUUUUUCAUUUCUUUGACUCCAUUUUUAUUUUUCUGAGUUGUUCUUACAGUUGUGAGAAUCAUUCCAUGACAGAAGCCUGGGAGGUGUUUGUAUGUUUUUCUUUUAUCCUAUUAAAGAAGAAAUUCCCCAAACAUCUUUGAUUGUUGUGACAUCCUUUACUUAAGUAAAGACUGAGCCUUUAAGAUACUCCUGGGAAGAGGAAUGCAAGCCCUUCAUUUGAUUGGACUCAGUUCACUGAGAAUUGAAUGAGCAUUAAAAGCAAAAACAAAUCUUCAAGUAUUGAGUAGGCAGCUCCCACUUGGACACUUGGAAAUCACCUCUGGUUGAAGAGCUGUUAUGGAACAGUGUUUUAUAAGAGCCUGAACCAAAACCCUGCUGGAGUCACUGGAAAGUCCUCUGCUUUCUUUGGAGGACCUCUAUCAGAAGGAAGGACGAAUGCAGCCCUAAGUGCAGAGCUGGGAAGGAGAUGUGGCUUCCAGAUGUCUGGGUGGGGGGGGCCGGGGUGCAUGGCUGCUCACCUGGAUGUCCUGGUCUGGCAGAAGCUAUCCUCAAUGCUGCAUGGCAGUCUUUUCCACUUAAUUCCCUGAAGUCACUGGACAGAAAGAGACAAUAUUCCAAUAUUCUUUCUUCUUUUGUUCUUUUAAGCCCCUUUGCAAGGUGGUCGUUGUUCUGUGGAAUGGUUUUUAAGCAGUGCUAUAGUUGGAUCUUUAGUGAGUAAGUGGGAAGGAUUUGUGAGCUAGUAGAUGGUAGCUCAGCAUUGUACAAGACUCGAUGAGUUUUAAACUGCCCUAGUGAAGAGUGGAGACAGUCAUUUUUUUUCUUAAUUUUCUUUUUGGUUUUUGUUCUCCCUUGAGAGAAUUGCAGUUCCCUUUAUUUCUUACUGCCUCUGCUGUGGGUUCCUUUCUUUGUGUGCACAUGUGCAUGUUUGUAAGAAGUUUCAAACAGGGUUUUUUUAUUUCUGAGGUUUUGACGUUUUUCAGUAGAAGUCUCUGAGAAUCAAACAAACUGAGACUAAUAAAAGUUUUAAACAUUG